AAUAUUCACCUAGAUUUAUUGCUAUAUUGAAAUCUUUUGAGAAAAUAAUGCACUCUAUUUUAUUCUGUAAAUGGUGUAUAAUUAUAAAUCACAGCUGCAACCAAUAUUAUGAAUCAUUAUUUAUGAAUACGAAUAAAUGCACAUAAGAGUAAAUAAAAUCUAAUCAUGGAGUUACAGGUGAAUUUGAGCAGUUUGAAAUUAAUCUGCAAUCACAAAUUUAAAGAUUCACAAAUUUUGAUUGUUAAAUGGGCUCAUUAAUGAAAGGCUCAUUGUUGUUGUUGUUGUGCACUAUAGGUUUCUCUGCUUCCACUACACAGCCAUAAUAAACAGCAGUGUAACAAAAAAAAGACUAGAAGUGGAUCAGAUUGUGGAGUUUUGUUGUGCACUACUGAAGCUGAAUAAAUGAAAUUGUAUUGAAGCUUUAAGAAAUUAAAAUGUUUUCUGUGACAAAAUCAGAGAUUAAAAGAAACAGUGGUAAAGGGACUUGCAUUAAAAAUCCAAGCGCAAAACUGGAGUUUUGUGUGAAGCACUAAUUCAUUACUGCAACACAGCAGCAAAAAAGCAGUGAGUGAAAGAUGUUAAGCUGUGCACAACUUUUUUCAGUGAGGAUCACAUUAAAGAGCUUUUCUAAAUGCUCUAUAUAAGCACAAACAUCGUAAAGAAAUCAGGUAGACUUGAUGGAUUUUAGAAAGAAAAAAAAGUACAUAAAUCUCCUUACAAAAAUGCCCAGUGAGUGCUUUUAACUUUGGUAGUGUUCAGUUGUUCCACUCUGUGCUCAGAUUGGAUUAUGCCUCAACUGAAAGUUGUUUUGGAUAAAACGUUUUGAUAAUUGAAUCAGUGUAAAUGUUACAAGGUUUUUACAAUUGCUAAGAAGCAUUUUCAGUUUUUUCUUUCUGAAACACUUCAUGCAGUUAGCACAACACACACCCCAAACCAUGAACAGUUUUUUUUCCUUGAUUGAUUACAGCAGACAUUCAGUGAACACAAUUUCCAAAAUUCUUUCAUUCACUUCUCGCUCAGAGUCAGUCUUUAGUUUUAACUGUGUAUUUCUGUAGCUCAAACUGCUCAUGUUUGCUUACAGUGUUACAAACAUGGUUACACUUAACUCUUAAACCUAGCAUGAAAAUGAGCAAAUAUUAUAUUUGCUCAUUUUAUGAGCAAAUAUAAAAUUUGCUCAUAAAAGCAAAUUAUUGACACAACAAUCAUAGCACAAAAAAAAAGAUAAUUGAGACACACUGCUGAUUGAAUAUAAUAAACAAUACAGGCAUGUUACUGCAACACAGGGUUUUCCUUCACACAAACAAAGCUGAAGAUAUUACAAAAUGCAGUUACAAAAUGUAUUUGGGUUAAUUAAUUUGCAAUUUUUUAAAAUACAUUUCAUUCAUUCAUUUAUUCGUUAAUGCAUUGCCUACAGCAUUUAAUUAGCAUGGGAUUAGAUGGGAUUAAAAACACAUAGAGGAUACAGAUGAACACUACUGACAUGAAUUGUCAGUUCAACACUGUGUUCAGUUAUUUUCAUUAAACACUGUACAUGUGAAGUGAUGUUAACUGAGCAGUGUUAAAUGACUGGAAGAGAGUGUUAGUGUAAUCUCAAUACUACAGGUGCUAACUGUAUGUGGAGAGUGAAGGAAUCAGGUUUUUGGUGCUUGGAGUCAUUUGGAGUGUUUGAAGCACUUUAGAUGUUAAAGUACCACUGAGUUAAAUUAAAGAUUAACGUGAGCAUAAACUUCUGCUACAAAAUUUAAUCUCUGAUGUAAAGAGAGUGUAAAAUUAAUGUGUCUAAUCCAGUCAUAAAUCUGUUCUCUGGUGCGUGUGUGUGUGUGUGUGUGUGUGUCCCCUUCGUGUGAAAGCGGCUCAAUUGGAGCUCUUCAUUCACUUCAUCCCCUUUUAUUCUCUUUAUGUGAGCUCCUUUUGUUGCCUGUGUCACUCCCUGAAGCCUCUCAGUGCGUAUAAAAGGGACACAGCCGAGUCUAGCCGGACUCAGUGCACACACUGAUUAGGGCAUCCAGGAGGACUGUCUCUCUCUCUCUCUCCCUCUCUCUCUCUCUGUCUGUCUCUGUCUCUGUCACGCAUCCUGUCCUGUGCUGUGUAAUUUCCAUCAUGAUGACGAUGAUGCCCGGUCUCGUGGCCAUGUACCCGGGCUUGCUGCAUCCCGCGGCCGCGUUUCAUUCCCCCACGCCGCCCGCUCUCCACGCGCACUCCGCGCUCCGGGCGCGCUCCGGCUUCCUGGUGGAGGAUCUGCUGCGCAUCAGCUCUUCUUCUUCUUCCACUCUUUCCUCCACCAUCACUCCAUCCGAGACUCCAGUGGCUGGAUUUCCUUCUCCGAAAACUCCGAGCAAAGACCAGACACACCUCAAAUUUGGUGUUAAUGCCAUCCUGGCACACACACCCAAAAAGCUGUCGGUUCCUCGGCCUGUUCCUGAAGUUCACCCUAAAGCCCUGACUGUUCCGUAUUUCGAUGGAUCCUUCUAUCCUUUCCUUCGCUCGUCUUACUUCCCCGGAUCGUCCUCGGUGGUCCCGGUCCCUGGGACGUUCUCAUGGCCGUUGGCCUCCAGAGGGAAGCCGAGGAGAGGGAUGCUGCGCAGGGCUGUGUUUUCCGACGUGCAACGUAAAGCUCUGGAGAAAAUGUUCCAAAAACAAAAGUACAUCAGCAAACCAGACCGGAAAAAACUCGCCACCAAACUGGGCCUUAAAGAUUCUCAGGUGAAGAUCUGGUUUCAGAACCGGCGGAUGAAGUGGAGGAACUCUAAGGAGCGUGAGCUCCUGUCGUCCGGCGGCUGCAGGGAACAGACGCUGCCCACGCGGACCAACCCUCAUCCUGAUCUGAGUGACGUGCGGGAUAAACCAUUACGCCAUGAGGAGGGGGAUGAGGAGGAUGGAGUGAGGAGUGUACACACUGCACACUCGUACCCUUCACCGAAGUCUGAGUGCUCACACCUUACCAUGUCCUCACCAUCGAGCAAACACUCGGACUCUUCUGACUCGGAGGAUGAGAUCAUGGUUUCAUAACCUUUAUUAGAAAACACUGUGUGUGUGCAUGUGUGUGUGUGUGUGUGUGUGUGUAGGAUAUUGUUAUCAGCACACGCGUGGUUUAAUGUUCUUGCUGUGGUGCACAGCGGUUUUGGAACUGUACAGUAUUUUGUACAAAUAUUUUUGUAUGGAUAUUUUAUACCAAGAAUGUUGAGUUACAUACACUUAUAUUUCACAUAGAUAUUUUUAUUAAAGGCUGUAGACUUGUGUAUAAUUUAUACGAAUGCAUGUGUGUCUCGGUGUAUGCAUAUUUGUAUGUUUAUGUUUUUGUAAAAAAAAAAAAAAAGUCAAUAAAUUGUAACAUUAACCUGGGAAUGGUUUGUGAUUACUGCUAAAUUAUUAAAUAGGUCUAGAUUACUAAAUAAACCACUGAUCCUGGAGAAACAUGAAGCUGUAUGUCUGUCUGUCUGUCUGUACUUCAGGAAGUGCUGUUGAGGUGUGUGUACAU
This is a messenger RNA of Pangasianodon hypophthalmus (striped catfish), 3478 nucleotides long. It is a transcript of the gene dbx1a, whose product is annotated as developing brain homeobox 1a. Gene Ontology annotation, biological process: regulation of transcription by RNA polymerase II; cell differentiation in spinal cord. The record is from RefSeq and is a predicted model, not a curated record. Gene Ontology annotation, molecular function: DNA binding; DNA-binding transcription factor activity, RNA polymerase II-specific. The transcript has 4 exons. The coding region runs from base 2101 to 3009 and encodes 302 amino acids. NCBI's taxonomy places the organism in Eukaryota, Metazoa, Chordata, Actinopteri, Siluriformes, Pangasiidae.